Tachysurus vachellii is the source of this 1279-nucleotide messenger RNA. RefSeq lists its product as uncharacterized. The record is from RefSeq and is a predicted model, not a curated record. Bases 121 to 957 code for a protein of 278 amino acids. The transcript has 3 exons. Lineage: Eukaryota; Metazoa; Chordata; Actinopteri; Siluriformes; Bagridae.
CAAUGCUGAUAGACCCAAGGUAUGUGGCCUAUGACACAGUCAGUGUGGACUCUGAGAUUCAGACUGGGACUGAUUUCCUCUUCAAGCAGCCGUGAUACAUGGUAAAGUUGAUACUAAAGGAUGAUACUUUUCAAGAGUACAGUCAUGGCUUUCAUGAGCAUUGCCAUUUCAGCUGGAGUACUAGCUGUACAGCAGCAAGUUAAAAACAUCCAUCUUCUUUCUCCAGAAGAGCAAAAAUUGAUUCAAAAUGCUGGACAUAAAGGGUUACCCAGGGACUGUCAUGAACUGUGGGAAAUUUCUGGAGGUCAGGCACGGGAUGGUGUCUACAUAAUCAAGCCCAGAGACUCCCCUAUUGUAGCUUUCUGUGCUAUGCAGGAAGGUGGCUGGACUGUGAUCCAGCACAUCACAGUUAACAGCAGUGUGGACUUUGACCGCUCCUGGGAGGAGUACAAAUUGGGCUUUGGAACCUUGACUGGCAAUCACUGGUUGGGCAAUGAGUACAUCCAUCAGCUCACCAGUGGACCUAUCCGCUAUAAGCUGGGUAUCAAGCUAGUGGACAAAGAUGCUAUUACCAAAACAGGUGAAUAUGACCCCACACUGGUGGAAGGAGAAGAUGCACAGUACAAGUUGCGUCUAGGCUUGUACCAUGGCACUGCUGCAGAUGCUCUAACUCUGGACCCAGAAAACUACCUCCAUGAUAACCAGAAAUUUACUACCAAGGACCGUGACAAUGAUAACUAUUUCCAGAACUGUGCCAAGCUAGAGUUCCAGGGAGUUGCAGGUGGGGGGUGGUGGUAUGACGCUUGUGCCGGUGCCAACCUCAACCGCCGGAACGUCAUCUAUUGGCAAAAGGACUGCAACAAGGAGCAUCUGUGUAAAUAUGCCUGGAUGAUGGUAAAGCCUUCAGAUAUGGUUAAAGUCAUGCAUCCUGCAGAAUGCAAAAGGGAUGAGCUCUGAGUGAACUUAUUACAUUGCAAUCAGGGUGUGGGAGGGCUGACCAGUACAAACAAAAAUAUCUCUCUGAUCAUUUGUUUAAAGACAGGAUAAAUUUUCUCCUAUUUGAUAAAAAUUCAGGUAACUGAGAUCGACUGGAACUUAGAUAAUAUGUAUUAGAAGAUCAAUUGUGAUGUUUUAUAAAUAUUAAAUUAUUAUAAUUGUAUAGGGUGUGACAAAGUUUUGAAGUAGAUCUGUGUUUUUGCAAAUCAUAAAUACAAAGAGAUUGGUGUAAAGGGCAAAAAUGAUUAUAUAAUAAAACAGCUGAGUGCAAGUUUCAUUGCAA